Ailuropoda melanoleuca (giant panda) is the source of this 1847-nucleotide messenger RNA. RefSeq names its product heme oxygenase 2 (gene HMOX2). The transcript is spliced from 6 exons. The record is from RefSeq and is a predicted model, not a curated record. The coding region runs from base 366 to 1229 and encodes 287 amino acids. Gene Ontology annotation, biological process: heme catabolic process; heme oxidation; response to oxidative stress. Lineage: Eukaryota; Metazoa; Chordata; Mammalia; Carnivora; Ursidae. Gene Ontology annotation, molecular function: heme binding; heme oxygenase (decyclizing) activity.
GACCAGAAGAGUGAGCGCAGCAGGAAUCACAUUUGGCAACGAUGUCAGUGGAACUGGAGACUUCAGAGGGGGUGGAUGAGUCAGAGAAAAAGAGCUCUGGGGCCCCAGAAAAAGAAAACCACACCAGUGGUACAGACCUAGGUCCUGGCUCCAACUGCCUCGGCCCGGCUCAUUCUGAUCCUACACCUGGGCCCAGCCACUUGUAGUCCUGAAGAGGCAGUGGGUCCAAGGAGGGAAGAAGGCAGCAAGGCUGCCUUGGGACAUCCACAGUCAGUCCAUCACAGCAGCCUGGAUUCCGUGAGACACGUUCCCAAAGGCUAGCUGCUGCCUGGAGAAGCCAGCAGACAUUGUGGUGGGAUUAGAGGAUGGCUGAUCUCUCCGAGCUCUUGAAGGAAGGGACCAAGGAAGCACAUGAUCGGGCAGAAAACACCCAGUUUGUCAAGGACUUCUUGAAAGGCAACAUCAGGAAGGAGCUGUUUAAGCUGGCCACUACUGCACUUUACUUCACAUAUUCAGCCCUCGAGGAGGAAAUGGAGCGCAACAAGGACCACCCAGCCUUUGCCCCCUUGUACUUCCCCACGGAGCUACACCGGAAGGAGGCACUGACCAAGGACAUGGAGUAUUUCUUUGGUGAGGACUGGGAGGAGAAGGUGCAGUGCUCUGGGGCUGCCCAAAAGUACGUGGAGCGGAUCCACUACGUGGGGCAGAAUGAACCGGAGCUGCUGGUGGCCCAUGCCUACACUCGCUACAUGGGGGACCUCUCAGGGGGCCAGGUGCUGAAGAAGGUGGCCCAGCGGGCCCUGAAACUCCCCAGCACGGGAGAAGGGACCCAGUUCUAUCUGUUUGAGAAUGUGGACAAUGCACAACAGUUCAAGCAGUUGUACCGGGCCAGGAUGAAUGCCUUGGACCUGAACCUGAAGACCAAAGAGAGGAUUGUGGAGGAGGCCAACAGGGCCUUUGAGUACAACAUGCAGAUAUUCAAUGAACUGGACCAGGCUGGCUCCUUGUUGGCCAAAGAGACCCUGGAGGAUGGGCUCCCCAUGCACGAUGGGAAAGGAGAUGUGCGUAAAUGCCCCUACUAUGCUGCUAAACCAGACAGAGGUGCCCUGGAGGGCAGCAGCUGCCCCUUCCGAACAGCCCUGGCUGUGCUGAGUAAGCCCAGCCUGCAGUUCAUUCUGGCCGCUGGUGUGGCCCUGGUUGCUGGCCUCCUGGCCUGGUACUACAUGUGAAGGACCCAUCAUACCACAUUGGCGCCCUCCUCCCGAGUGACCACUGGCCCGCCCCCACCUCCACCGGUGAUUAAACUACCACUUCAGGUGACUUUUUUUUUAAAUGCUGGUUUUGAGAAAACAAGCAACCAAUAAAGGCCAGACGCUAAAGCCUCUGCCUGUAGCGUCCUCUCUGUGGGCUAGAUGCUGAGCUGGCUGUAGGCCCACCAUUCCUGCAGCCAUUAGGCCAUGGUACCGGGAGCAGCCAGUGCAGCUCCGUGGGCCUGCCUGGGCUCUGGAACCAGCUCUGCUCCUGGGGCAUCCACACUGCUCACCCUGAGGCUCCUUCCCUUCAUUCUUCCUUGUGUUGGCAUUUAGGUGGGUACCUUUCCCCUGAUGGGAACAGAGCAGCCAGCAAGCCCAGGCUCCUGUAGCUCUGUGGGAGGGAGGGGGGCCUCUCCUUGGGGAGAAAGGGUGGCUUGCACCUGCCUCAGAGGCCUGGAAAGCUCUGUCCUGAGCAGCCAAUCCUCAUCCCUCUCAAGCAGAAACCCCGAAAAUGGGGGUUUAGCCGUGGCCUAUCUCCUCCCUUGACCUAUGUAAAUGCUACAGCACUCAAUAAAGUGGACUCUGACAGCUGUC